AUGAGCUAUAGUGAAGACAAGCUAAGAAUUAAACUACAGACAGAAUUAUUUAGUAGCACAGGCAAGGUUAUUCCAGGGCUUAAAGAUAUAUUAAUCCGUAUACUAUCCGACAUGAACAAACAAGAACCAUUAUUUGAAACAAAAUAUGCACCACUAAACAAUCUAGCGUAUAAUUCACUUGUUUUGCAAAUAUUGAACUCUGUUAAUGAAAAUAGUCCUUAUGAUGAAAACUGCAUUAUAGCCAUAGUUAAUAAGUCUAUAAAAAAUACAAAAAUAAUUAUGAACACAAUUAUAGACCCGAAUAACCAUUUAUCUGAUUAUAAAAAGAAACACGCAUACUACGAUAUAAUGAAUAAUAAUCAUUUGGUUGCAGCGCAGGUCUAUAAAAAAAGACAGAACUUCUUCUGUCAUACCAUUAAUAAAUUAUGUGCUCUGCAUAAUAUAUAUGUGUUACCAGAUGUUAUACUAUCUAGUGAUGCACUAGCGAAUCUCUUUGAAAUAGUUCAUUCUAUAGAUAUUCCAAGAAUACAAAGAGCAUUAGAAGUAAUAUUAAAGCAUGGAGACAGUCUUAUUACAAUAAAUGAGAACGGAGAGGAAAAAUCAAAUAUAAUUGAACUUGGACUAAAUAAUGGUGAUAUUUAUUCGUUACAUCUACUUACAAGAGUAGAUACUAAUGAUAUACAUUGGCUUAUAAAUAUAGCAUACGAUUCAAUUUUUGUUGAAAGUAGUAGCAAGCAUAAUAACAAAUACUUUUCUUCUCUGUAUUAUUUAUUAUACUUUCCAAUAUGGCAAAUGUGCAUAAAAACCGAAACAGACCAUAUUCUAUCUUAUAUACACAAAGAAGUGAACAACUUUCAAAGAUCAUUGGAUAUUUUUAAAGGCAUGAAAUCAUUAGUUAUCUAUGAUGCAAGAGUACAAUUUAAUAUUAAUUCUAUCUGGAAAAGUCCAAAUUUUACAUUUGAUACUUUUAAGAAUAACUUGGUUCUAAAACAUACAAGUAGUAUAAUCGAUAAAAUAUCAGUUAUUGCUAAUAGACCCAUUAGCACUAAAGUAAUUAUUACAUCAGAAGAGAAUAAUUAUCAGAAAACUCGAAAUGGCAAUAGAUACUUAAAUAUAAAGGGUAGGUUUGCCAGAACUUUCCUAGUUAUUAUGGUAAUAUUUGCUCUUCUAUUAAUUUUUUGUGGUAUGUUUGUAUUAUACCCUAAUGAAGUAAAUUUAUUUAUUUCUAAUAUUUUCUAUUUUUUAUUUAAGAAAUGUAAAUUUUCUUUACAUUAA
Messenger RNA from Nematocida parisii ERTm1, 1275 nucleotides. RefSeq lists its product as uncharacterized. The coding region runs from base 1 to 1275 and encodes 424 amino acids. The record is from RefSeq and is a predicted model, not a curated record. NCBI's taxonomy places the organism in Eukaryota, Fungi, Microsporidia. The transcript has a single exon.